This is a messenger RNA of Pogona vitticeps (central bearded dragon), 3452 nucleotides long. RefSeq names its product neuroepithelial cell transforming 1 (gene NET1). The record is from RefSeq and is a predicted model, not a curated record. Gene Ontology annotation, molecular function: guanyl-nucleotide exchange factor activity. Lineage: Eukaryota; Metazoa; Chordata; Lepidosauria; Squamata; Agamidae. Gene Ontology annotation, biological process: intracellular signal transduction; positive regulation of Rho protein signal transduction.
GCCAGCUCAGAGCCGGUUAAAGCGCAUCACCUGGGCGGGCGAUGGCUGUGCUUGCGCUGCAGCCGGCCCGCGACUGUCGCGAUCUCGAAGGGCAGGUCUCGGCUGAGGUGCCGCGGCCGGUGGAUUAAAGAGGCUCGGCCACGCGAAGAAGCGGGGAUAUGGUGGCUCACGAUGACGCCGGGGGGCUGCUCCCCAUCAAGAGGACGAUCCGGGUGAUCGAUGCCCAGAACCAGUCGUUCCGGGAGCAAGAGGAGCCCAGCAAUAAGCGGGUCCGCCCUCUGGCUCGGGUCACCUCCUUGGCAAACCUGAUUUCUCCCGUAAGAAAUGGUGCAGUGCGGCGAUUUGGGCAGACAAUACAGUCAUUUUCCCUUCGUGGUGACAGCAAAUCGCCCGGGAGUGCCCAGAAGUUGUGCAGCCGGUCAGCUGCCCCAACCCCUCCAAAAAGAAGGAACAGCGUCCUUUGGUCUGAGACGCUGGAUGUCAACAUGAAAGAGACCCUGAGCACGAAAGAGAUCAAGCGCCAAGAGGCAAUACACGAGAUGUUCCAGGGUGAGAAGGAUUUGAUUGAGGACCUGAAGCUUGCAAGAAAGGCUUACCAUGACCCCAUGCUGAAGCUGUCAAUUAUGUCUGAAGAAGAGCUGGCUCACAUCUUUGGUGACUUGGAUUCUUAUAUUCCUUUGCAUGAAGACUUCCUGGCAAGACUGAGAGAAGCAAAACGGCCAGAUGGGACAGUGGAGCAAAUUGGAACCAUUCUUGUCAAAUGGCUGCCGGGACUUCAUGCCUACAAGGCUUACUGCAGCAACCAGCUGGCGGCGAAAGCCCUUCUCGACCAAAAGAAGCAGGACCGCAGAGUCCAGGACUUCCUGCAGCGCUGUCUGGAAUCCCCUUUCAGCCGCAAGCUGGACCUCUGGAGCUUUCUGGAUAUCCCCCGGAGCCGUCUGGUCAAGUACCCUCUGCUCUUGAAGGAAAUCCUCAGGCACACCCCCAACGAUCACCCGGAUGUCCAGAUUCUGGAGGAAGCGAUCUCCAUCAUUCAAGGGGUCCUCUCAGACAUCAACUUGAAGAAAGGGGAGUCCGAAUGUCAGUACUAUAUUGAUAAGCUCGAGUACCUUGAUGAAAAACAGAGGGAUCCUCGGAUUGAGGCCAGCAAAGUCCUGCUUUGCCACGGGGAGCUCAAGAACAAGAAUGGGCAUAAACUCUAUGUCUUCCUUUUCCAAGAGAUCUUGGUUCUGACUCGGCCAGUGACGCGCAACGAGCGCCAUUCUUACCAGGUCUAUCGCCAGCCCAUCCCAGUUCAGGACCUGGUGCUGGAGGACUUGCAAGACGGGGACGUGAAAAUGGGAGGAUCCUUUCGAGGGGCGUUCGGCAAUUCUGACAAAGCAAAGAACAUCUUCCGAGUACGUUUCAGAGACCCGGCCCCCGGCCAGUCCCACACCCUACAGGCCAACGACGUCUUCCACAAGCAGCAGUGGUUCAACUGCAUCCGCUCCGCUGUGGCCCCCUAUCAGCCGACGGUCGUGCCGCCUGAGCUGAAAGAGCUGCCCGAACUCAGCGAGGAAGGGGAAGAGAACCACCCCUCAGUGGCCAGCGCCAAGGUCCAGAGGACGCCGUCCACCCUCUCCGGCAGUGUUCACAUGGAGCUAGACGAGAACACUCCCGAGGCCAGCCCCGGGAUGGACACGAAUGGGGAGGCCCAAGGCCCAAAGCCGUACAGGAUGCACGCUGGACUCAGGAGGACGCGGGAGAAAGCCCAGCUGAGUGGCAAGCGGAAAGAGACCCUUGUCUGAAGGAGGCCGGGGGACAACUUUCUCCACUGUUUAUUUAUAAAUAAAACGUGUACAUUUUCUUUCUCUGUCAUGUGAGAAUGGUGUGAGGGGUCAUCCCUUCCGAAAUGUCUGUGUGUCCUUUUUUUAUGUUUAUGGCAGCUACUGGUUUGCAGCAAAACCGCUGUUGAAUUGGGGUCUAAUCUAAAAACAAUUACAGACCUUGUUUCUGAGUUCUGGGCAUGACACUCCGAAAUUUUUGGAACUUGUAUAGUCCUAUCGGUGAGAAAAUGCCAUUUUUUUGAAGCCCAGUUUGCGAAGAAAGAAGUAGAAUUGCACCAUCUUAUGAACUUAUUCUUCUCACCAGAUAAAUAUUAUGUAUUGAUUAUCUAAAAGUGAAUAUUCUAUAGCUGGCAGUGCAAUUCUGAUUUACACACCAACCUCAGGGUGCUUAAUCUGGAGAAUUACUUAAAAACCAACAUCAUUACUCUGGCAUUAAGCAUAGAGGGAAAUGACCUAGAGGCUAUAUCUCUUGAAAAAGCAAGACUCCCCGAAUUCAACAGGUUUCCUUCUUAUUGACUGGAAUUUUGUUUUAUUUUUGUGUUUGUUUGUUGUACAUUCCUCCUGUGAAUUGAUGUGACCUGCCAAGUAUUUAAUCUUUUUUUAAAAAAUUGCAUUAAGUUUGUAGAGAACUCCUUUUGUACUUCAUUUUGAGUGUGAGGUUUUUUUUUUUACUUUUGAAUUGGCUUCUUUCAUUUUCUGAUUAUGUGAUGUGUGUGUUAUGUUAUGUCUAUUUAAAAGCCAGUUCAGGGCUUUACCAGGUGAAACAAAGCCAUAAGUUCUUUAGCCAUUGGCAUUAAGAGAUGAUAAAGAGUUCCCCUCUUGACCUGAUCCGGGGUUUCUGUGCCUUUUCAAGGGCUCUACUUCAAGCAAGGAGGCGUUGAAUGGUCAAACGGUCUCCACUCCUCGAAAAGGCACAGCAAGAUCUCCAGUGAUCAGGAAAAAUGGCAAUUGUGGGGAAGGGGAGAAUUAAGAUUAAAGUUCAUUUUGAUGUAGCAUUUGGGGUUGACCACAGCAGACUUGUAGAGCCGCUUGUGUGCUCUGAACUACUGAAAGGGGAUGGCAGUGGAUACACAAGGCGGAGAAGAGGUCACAGAAGGUGUAGGCAAAGGGGAAAAAACCACGAUAACAAAGAUCGUGGAGGGACGAGGUGGUAUUUUGAAGGGCGUCCGAAGAGGUUGGUUCUCGGAAGCCAAGGAAGGCACCUGUAUGUCUGAAGAAGGGUUUGGGAGGUGGUGGCGUUGGAGCGGGGCAUGGUAGUGGGAAGUCCAAAGGACAUGGAUGAAGUCUGACAACUUGCAUUCUGGUGGAGGUUCUGGAGGGCCAGGUCUCCAGGAGGGGAGGGCAGCUAAGUGUCCAGCAAAGGAGUGGUGGGUCAUCCAUCCAUCCUGGUUACACACCUUAAAGCUCCCCCCCCCCAAUGUGGCCCAAGAGAAAGGAGGGGAGUGCAAGCGAGCGUAGACAAGACGGGUUCUGGUGCAGAAGAGCAUCUGGCCAGAAACAAAACGACGGGAAGGAAAUUUCUGUAAGCAAAUGUAAAUAGACAACAACCAAAGCACUGUGGUUCUCUGUAAAAUUGUUUCUUUGUACAUUGUCAAGAAUGGAGCAUAAUUAAAACUCUUAAUUGCA